Nylanderia fulva is the source of this 1167-nucleotide messenger RNA. RefSeq names its product odorant receptor 4-like. Gene Ontology annotation, biological process: detection of chemical stimulus involved in sensory perception of smell; sensory perception of smell. Gene Ontology annotation, molecular function: olfactory receptor activity; odorant binding. NCBI's taxonomy places the organism in Eukaryota, Metazoa, Arthropoda, Insecta, Hymenoptera, Formicidae. Gene Ontology annotation, cellular component: plasma membrane. The record is from RefSeq and is a predicted model, not a curated record.
AUGAAAAUAGACAAUACGCUUAGUAAAUCGAUGGAAAUUGUUCUUCGAAUUUUUGGCAUUUGGCCGAAUUCGUCGUAUAUUUGGUUACGCAGAUUAUUUUGGACAAUUGCGGUCAUGAUGGAACAAGUUCUUGAAUAUCGAUGGGUCGUUACACAUUUCUAUUCUGUAGAGUCUUUCGAAGUGAUGAAAAUUUUAAGUGAAACAAUGACAUACACGAUAAUGUUAAUUAAACUCAUUACUUUUUGGGUUAAACAGCGAACAUUUAUCAAAAUAUUAACGAUGAUGGCAACCGAUUUGGAAAACCGUACUACCGAUGAAGUUAGUAUGAUCACGAUGACAUACUAUGCAAAUCUAUCUCGACGUUUGAAUAAUGGGACAAUCGUCAUUUAUACGAUGUCUAUAUUGUUUAACUGUAGCAAUCUUUUCGCGAAUGAUGAGAAAGCUUCUAAUUCUUCCACGAAACCGCUCAUUUUGACCAUGGAUUUACCAUUUGAUCUUAACCAAACAUUGAUAUAUUGGCUUAUCAUAAUUAUUCAAUUUUUUCACUUAAUGUUGUCUGCUAAUGUGCAUGGCAUGUUAAAUACCUUACUAAUAAAUUUGAUACUGCACGCAGGCGGUCAAAUAGAUAUUCUUUGUAAGUGGUUGACGGAAAUGUUUCCAACGGAAGAAAAGUUAUCCGAGAAAAGAAGUUUAAAUCCCUUGAUGAUACAGAAAGUAAUCAAGAAACAUCAUCAACAAGUCAUCAUCUUUUCAGAGAAGAUCGAAGAAAUGUACACAAAUAUCGCGCUGGUGCUGUUCGUGUCGGAUACUUUAAUUAUCUGUUGUUUGGGUUAUACACUCGUCAUGUCAGUUGGAACGCCUGAUGGUAUAAAAAUUAUAAUGAGAAUAAUUUUAUUUUACGUCGUUUCAAAUAUGGAGGCGUUUACGUUUUGUUUCGCUGGAGAAUAUCUAACUAAUAAGACCAGCAGCAUCGGAGAUGCUGUGUAUAAUUCUUGCUGGUACGAAGCAAAUUCUAAAGACAGUCGGUUUAUUGUGUUUAUGAUAAUGAGAUCACAGAAGCAAUUAACUAUUACAAUUGGGAAAGUGUUGGAUUUGUCCAUGGAACGGUUCUGUAGUAUUAUAAAAGCUUCAGCCUCGUACAUAUCGGUUUUGACUGCAAUGUAUUGA